This is a messenger RNA of Rhineura floridana, 1939 nucleotides long. It is a transcript of the gene CPVL, whose product is annotated as carboxypeptidase vitellogenic like. Gene Ontology annotation, biological process: proteolysis. Gene Ontology annotation, molecular function: serine-type carboxypeptidase activity. The transcript is spliced from 14 exons. Bases 383 to 1837 code for a protein of 484 amino acids. NCBI's taxonomy places the organism in Eukaryota, Metazoa, Chordata, Lepidosauria, Squamata, Rhineuridae. The record is from RefSeq and is a predicted model, not a curated record.
UUGCUUUUGUGAGGGGUGGGGGAAAUCCACAAAUGUACAAGGAUCCGGGGAAAUUAUGCAAGAGAAUGUUAGGGAUCAAUCGAAGGCGGCUUCGCUUGCACAAUGGGUACACACUAUGACCAAAGGGUGGGGGUUUUCCUUUUCCCGCCCUCCCCAGGCACUGUGAUUGGCGGAUGGUUGCAUUUACCGCUAGGCUUCUACAAUGUCCUCUUGCCGGUGGUGUUAGCAGAUGAUCUGAAGCUAGCGAGUGAGGCCGGGAAAUUGGUAUAUUGUAUUAACAGCCCUUCUGAAAUUCUGCUUGAUAUUUGAUAUUGGUACUUGAUCUGCCUGGAGAAGAAGGAGGAAGUUGGCUUACUCGUCUCACAAGUGACGGAGUGAAAAGAUGGACAAGAUAACACAGAUUUUACUGGCUUUGCUUAGUCUGAGCUUGACCUUGGAACUAGGCAGCACCCACAAGCGGUGGAGUGUGUUCCGAAGCAUGUUUAAAAGAAUAAAGUAUGGCGUGCCUUCAGGAGGAGAUCCUGGACAACCGCUGUUUCUAACACCUUAUAUCGAAAGUGGCAGAACUGAGGAAGGAAGGCUUUUAAGUCUGGUGGGCGCUCUCCCAGGAGCUAAUGUGAAGAGCUAUUCAGGCUAUCUGACAGUCAACAAGACUCACAACAGCAAUCUUUUCUUCUGGUUCUUCCCUGCUCAGGUACAGCCAGAGGAUGCUGCUGUCCUACUUUGGCUACAAGGUGGACCUGGAGGAUCAUCCAUGUUUGGCCUUUUUGUUGAACAUGGACCAUAUGUUGUCCACAAGAAUCUCACAUUGUCUGAACGAAGCUUUCCUUGGACAUCUAAGUUUUCAGUGCUCUACAUUGACAACCCAGUUGGAACUGGCUUCAGUUUUACAGAUGAUGAGGCAGGAUAUACAGUGAACCAAGAUGAUGUAGGAAGAGAUUUGUAUAGUGCCCUCACUCAGUUUUUCCAGCUUUUUCCUGAUUAUCAGAAAAAUGACUUUUAUGCAACAGGAGAAUCCUAUGCAGGAAAGUAUGUGCCUGCCAUUGGCUACUAUAUUCAUACCCAUAACCCUACAGCAAAGAUAAAGAUCAACUUUAAGGGUAUUGCCAUUGGAGAUGGCCUCUGUGAUCCUGAAAUGAUGUUGGGUGGUUAUGCACAACUCUUGUACCAAAUUGGCUUGGUGGAUGACAAGCAGAGGGAGUUUGUCCAGCAGCAGACUGAUCUGGUAGCAAUCUACAUCCAGCAGAAGAAAUGGAGAGAAGCCUUUGAAGUGUUUGAUGUUCUGUUGAAUGGCGAUCAAAUUGAAACUCCCUCCUACUUUCAGAAUUGGACAGGAUGUAGCAACUACUACAACUUCAUGGACUGCCAGGAACCUGCAGAUCAGGAAUACUAUGGACAGCUGUUAUCCUUUCCAGAAGUAAGGAAAUCUAUCCAUGUUGGAAACCUGACCUUCCACAAUGGCUCUGCAGUUGAGAAACAUUUGCUUGAAGAUGUAAUGAAGACAAUAAAGCCAUGGCUGGCUAUCCUAAUGGACAACUACAGGGUUCUCUUAUACAGUGGGCAACUUGAUAUCAUUGUGGGAGCUCCACUGACGGAACGAUUUCUACCUACUGUGCCAUGGGCCAAGGUGGAAGAGUACAAGAAUGCUGAGAGAGUUGUAUGGAGAAUACAUGCUAGAGAUCCAGAUGUCGCUGGCUAUGUACGCCAAGCAGGAGAAUUCUAUCAGAUCAUUGUUCGAGGUGGAGGGCACAUCUUGCCAUAUGACCAGCCUGAGAGAUCUUUGGACAUGAUGGACAGGUUUAUAUCAGGGAAAGGAUGGAAACCUAAUAGAUACUGAAAAUACAGUUUCAACGUGAAUUCUCCACGAGAUUUCAGGGGCAUAAUAGAAGAACUAGCACUGUGCAUCAAUAAAGUCUUUUAAUUUUGUUUUAAGUUACAA